Molecule: messenger RNA, 1536 nt
Organism: Letharia columbiana
Lineage: Eukaryota; Fungi; Ascomycota; Lecanoromycetes; Lecanorales; Parmeliaceae
Exons: 5
Coding region: 1-1536 (511 amino acids)
Biological process (GO): GPI anchor biosynthetic process; protein processing
Cellular component (GO): glycosylphosphatidylinositol-mannosyltransferase I complex; endoplasmic reticulum membrane
Molecular function (GO): mannosyltransferase activity
Source: RefSeq, a predicted model, not a curated record
AUGAGAGAGCGUAUCACCUUCCUUCACCGUCCAGACGAUGCAUUGGACCCGAAGCAGCUUCAGCUCCAGAAUGAUACCCUACAUGUCACAUUCUUGAAGGCUGCUCGAGAAGACAAAUUAACUGUCGGCUUGUAUGAGCUUCCCCAAGAGCUAUGGCGAGCUCUGAAGCAAUGUUAUGAAUUACACAUACGAUGGAUCUCACCCAAUCCCUACCUCUCCGUAGCGCCCUUCGUCUCCACAGCCUCUCCCGGACUCCAUGUCUUCUUCACUCCACAGAGAGAUAAAUCUGCUGACCUACUUUGUCCACUGCUCUCCAAGACAUUUGGAGCACGUGUAGAUUGCAGAACGCCUGAGGACACUUUCAUCCACCUUCCCGUCGCAUCUAAAAGAUUCGCUUCCUCUGCCGCAUUUCAACACUACCAACCCCUCCCCUCUUUGACCGACCUGGCCACUUACCUACACCAAAGAAUAUGUCCCGAAGAAGACGAAUCCUGUAGACGUCGAGCAGCUUCUUUGAAGUCUGCAGACUACCUAGAUAUCGACUAUGAUACUCUCUCACAAUCCCUCGUCCUCAGUGCCUUCUGGCAUUCCCCUCCGCUAACAGAAGCCUGGAAUGAGCGGAUCGACAAAAGCAAAGCUUCUGACAAGGUUGAGAUUGGGGUGCUGGCAAGUGAGAAGCCUGCUCAGCCAGAAGAGCUUUCAUUAGCCGGCUUUCUAGCAGUGGUUGGAGAAGAUAGCAAACCCAACCCAACCCUCUUCUCAUUCCCUUCCCGCCACCAUGUUGCCGCUUCAACGUCCGGUACAGAAUAUUCCACGGCUUUCCUGGAGCCGAUUGGUCUCCAUCCCACCCUUCGCUUGACAUUGUCUUCCUCCACAGACCCUCCUACAGACGGCUGCGCUCUUCAUACCUACCUCACUUUGCCGUCUUCUCUGUUCUUAGACAAGUAUCAGCUAUCUUCUUCAAAUUUUCUGGCUUCCAAGAAUCUCCACUCUAUCCGCUCUCUGGCCGGAGAGACCGACCUUGAGGCUCCAAUCUGGACGGUCUCCAAAUGGGGCUCCACUCUUCUGCUUGAACUUGCGCCUCCGCCUUCCACUUCCGGUCUUCGUUCUGCUGGGACAGUCAAGGAGCCAGGAGGUUCGUGGCAUGCAGACGUCCCACUCCAUCUUCGCUAUCUUCCACCCAAUCGAGAGGGACACGCUUUUGUAUCAGUAGCCUGGCCUAUCGUCUUCUGGGCGUGCCCCUCAGAUGAAGGCACGAAAAUGAGUACUAAUCCCUUCGAUCGUGUGAAUCUCGGCUAUGAUGGAUUAUUCGGACCAAGGACAAUGUUUUAUCAUUUGCAGCCUGCGAGCGGCGGCGAGUCUUUGUUGGAAGAAAUCUUAGUGCCUGUGCUAGAUAUGGAAGGCUCGAAGAUGAAGUGGGUACAAUCUGGGACUGUGACGACGGUGGUUCUUGGAUUUCUGUGGGUGUGUCUUAAAUUGCUUGCAGUGAAUCGGGGAAGUUUAGGGAGGAAAGGAGGUAGGUGGAAGGGAGACUGA